This is a messenger RNA of Macrobrachium nipponense, 5216 nucleotides long. RefSeq lists its product as uncharacterized. The transcript has 9 exons. The record is from RefSeq and is a predicted model, not a curated record. Lineage: Eukaryota; Metazoa; Arthropoda; Malacostraca; Decapoda; Palaemonidae. The coding region runs from base 2486 to 3823 and encodes 445 amino acids.
GAACCACACACAACCACAGUGCCACACUCGCGAGCUGCCUUCGUCGACCCGACCCCCUCCUUCCCACACCUCCUCUUCCAACUCUUCUUCUUCUCCACCUGUAUACAAUAUCUUGUGUUUACGGUUGGACGCGUGUAUUGCGGUAUACAAGUAUCCCACUAAGCUACUCCCAACUGGCAGCUUUAAACCUGAAGACUUGCUUAUUCUAAGUGGACAACCUUAGCAUUCAGAUUCGCCGCCAUUCGCUUCGGCUGGGAUGAAGGGAGCUGGAUAAUGCAUUUGACACCGACAGAGCUGAAAUAGGACAAUCAUAAACUUCGUUCCUCGACGACGCAUUGCAAUUUUCUCCGAGAGGGUUAAAGCAUUUGCAAGUCUGACUUGUCAACUGAAAUCCUUGUUCACCCGGCUUGCUGGCUGUUGUUUGACAGUCACUGAGACAAAACAGCAUUAGCGAAAAAUUCAGCAAAAAUAUGAUAGCAAGGUAACGCACUGCGGGUUUUUCGCAAAACAAUUUCGUGGCCACGGCAAGCGAAAACUCGCUGCUGGUGUAUACUGAAAUGUAGUGCACUCUGAUACCAGAAUAUCUCGUAAAUGGCCGAGGACAGUUGCAGUUCUGCCGGGGAUUCAGGAGGAGUGUUACUCAAGCAAGAAGUUCAGCAGCGGGACAUGGACACGACAGUUGAUCUCAAGGAUGCAGACCUCUGAUCUCGAGUAUCAUUACUUUGUGGUGCAAAGAUUCUCUCUUUUCUUUUCCUUUAUUUAAGUGACGGUCGAGAUAAACUACAAAGAGCCGUCUUGUAAGGCGAGUACGCAUUACAGUCUACGGGGAAGUAACUAAGUGCAAUGUCGAGUCGAGUGCAAAAGCCAACGGUUUCCGCACGAAAGACCUGUGACUGAAAAGUAUCUUUAUCAGUGCCAAUCCGUAAAAGUGCUGCAUACUUUUCACCUCGGUCAGAGGUGAUAAAACCAGCUAAAGCCUUCUCAAUUGCUCGUUUUUGUAAAUUUUCGACUAUUUUCUAAAAUGCCAGACGGUAAAAAGAAAUCGGUCUAAUUUUUUAGGGAAAUAAAUCGACGCUGAUGAAAUGGUGGGACGUAAGUAUAUCACGAGAAGAUGCUCAGGCUUCCUUUUGUAUUAAAACCAUUACGACAUCAGCUAAUGAAAACCUGUUAAAAGAUACUUGUUUUAAAAAAAUGAAUGACCUUUACGUGAGGAUUUCUUCACAAAGUUUAGAAAGGAAGAAGCUUGAAAAAUCUUCCCUCGUGUUGUAGGCAAGUUCGACAACAUAUACUCUAUAGCUAGAUAAAGUAGACUGCAACAAAUCCUUAACUUGCAACGGUAAUAAAUAUGGCAACGAUGGCAUCUGACUUAUGUGGUCAUCAAAUCCUCUGCCUUCAUAAUUACCCUGUAUUCCAUAACGAUCCGUAGCUUUGAUUGUGCUUAGACUGCUGUUGACACUUUAACCGGAGGUCGUGCCAACUCAGGUCUCCUGUGUCACCAGCCCAAGGGUUUUCAGGGGCCCCGGGGGCGAGGGGGGCGCGAAGCGAAACAAUUGGCAUCCGGCGGGGCCUGCUCAGAUGGUGGCCCCAGCCUUCCUACCGGCGGCUUCCCCUUCCCAAUGCACAACAGCUGCCCACAAACACAGUCACUUAGGCCCCUCUACACGAGAUCCCAAGUACAGUACUACACCCCUUCGGCCUUCGAGACGCCUGACAUCGGCACACACACAAUAGGACGCUCCGACACUGGCGCUUCCCGAGGGACUUUGAACUUUUAUUCAUCCUGCGAUCACGUCAUCGUUGACUUCGACGAUAAAAAGUAAAUGAACAUAUAAUAAAACAAAAGAAGUAUUCAGAGAACAUGCAGGAUUAGUGUUCGUGGAAGUUGCAGAUUGAGAAAAAAUCUGGGUAACUUGAAAAGGUGUCUGACUGACUAAUUCGUCAGGCAAAGCAAGGAAUUCAUGUUAGUGAAGUGUUAACUUUAGACGACAUAAACAUAUCGAGAGAUAUUGUAGGACUGUUUUGUGUUACGUGGAGUAGGAGUAUAUAUAUCAGAGCAAAACAUAAACUGUACUGAAAAAAAUUUACGCAAAACAAGAUUUAACAUUCACUUUUCGUUUAAUUAACUACACAAACAGUUUGGAGCGUAAACAAGUUCUAGUUAACAGAAAACUCUUUCGUUUCGAAUUUUGGGACAAUCUGCCUAUAAGUGACGCUCAGUAAUCAUUCGGUUUACGUAUAACUGAUGGACAAGUGAAAUAAUAACAACUCCCCAGUAUAAAGUGAGUAGAAAAAUAAACUGACUGAGGCGUUAGUUUCCACACUGGAGAGAAUCUUCGUCCCCUGUCGUGAGCGUAAGAAGCCUUGACGUAGAAGUGAGACUGCGAGCCCCAACCCCAACCACUGUCAAGAUAUAAAUGUUGAGAAAGGCAGGAGAGACUCUGGGUUGCUCCAUUGCGCAAAGGCGUACGAACCCAAACUUUGUAAGAUGAAUUUUAUGUACUACAAAGGGUUCACCGAGGAAAAGACUAGCUCCUCCCACACCGUGUUCAAGAAGAAGAAGGAUAUAAGGAAGAAUAAGAGCGGAUACCAACAUGGACUCGAAGGUACCUUCCAUCACAACCACCAUCACAAAAACUCCUUCACGAGGACACAUCUAUCCUUCUCGGCGCCCUCUCCGAUAGUUCCCGGUCACGGCCAGGGUUGCACUUGCGAAGUGUGCUCGUCGGAGUUCCCCCUUCGCACUCACCUCCUCCUCGACAUGUCCUACUCGAGGCUGAGUCAAGACCAGAACAAGUCGUCCUCCACAUCAAGGUUUAGCUUUUUCAGUCGAAAGAAGCCGUCGGGACCUUCUCCUGCGGCUGCCGCUGCGGCGUUGGCAUUGGCACAAGAACAAAGACUCGCUGCUGCCAGAGCAAAGUUACAAGCAGAAGCCGAGGAAGAAAUGGCCAACCCAAGCAAUCAAGAGCCCGUGACACUGGGCACCCUCAAGCAGGACUCCCUCAUGAUUCCCGCUGGAAGACUGUCCAGGUUCUUCCCUGCAGGACACCCGAUCCCAACACCAGCCCACCAAGGACGUGUUCGGAUGUUAGAGGCGCCGGAACCCAACAUUCAGGUGGUAUUUCACAUGAUGGGACCAGCUGUACACGUCAACCCAGCCCUCACAUUGCCGUCACUAGACAUGCACAGCCACCAGAGAGAAUGCAUAGUUAAGGCAUUCAAGUCGGCGAUAUCGGGAGCCGGAGCUGGGACUGGCACGUUACAGGGAAUGGUGCUCCUCAACCUCGAGAGAGGAGGAGAGUUGGGAGCAGUGGAGUUUCCCUUCAUGAUCAUCUGGAUCAUCGACAAGCAAAAGGCCGACGUGAACACAGUCAUCAGCAAAGUCCGGCAUUGUAGUUUAGAUGCCCUUGAUCCUAACAAGACAGGGUUCACCUGCUCCCACUAUUUCGACAGUUUCGAAGAAGUUGCCACACUUGCGAGACCUCCUCUAGAAAAGCUCUCGCGGAAGGCGACGACACCGACCACAGGCUACAUUAUCACCGUGUUCCGGGUAUUCGAGGGCACCGACGGAGUUAAGUUCGAGCGAAACUGGCUCGGUUGGACAGGAGCCAGAGCGCUGUACAAAAGCAUGACGGAUGAUGACGUGGGGCUGCGACGCCUGACCCUUCACAAGUCGGUCCCUCAGAAUGGGAUGCUCCACUACGUGCUGAUGUGCGACUGCUCCAAUUUCCUGAAUUCGAUCCAGCUCGCGGUGAGAGCGGUUCCCUCCCUCCGCAUGAGGCUCUGCGGAGACAUUGGUCUCUACAGAAGUAUAUGUACAUUUUAAGGUGCACUUUUUGUAGAUAUGUAGGCUUAAGAUAUUGGGGGUCAAAGUCAAUCAUGUGUCGGGGGUAUUUUAUAAGUCUGUUAUUUUUCACAGUUGUUAUCUACAAAUAGAAGUUAUUUAGGUUAUUUUGUAAAAUAGCUUAGAAUACAAAGUAAUUUGUCAUCUACAGUUUGAAAAAUAUUGCCUGUAGCUCUGUUUUACAUACAAACUAACUUUAAGGAUAAAUCUCUACAAAAGCUUGAAGGGCUCUCUCAGGCCACUGAAUACCAGUCCUGGAAGUUCAAGAAAAAUGUUUAUGACUCACAUUAUAUCUAAUCCUGUUCUGUCAACAUCUAAACGGCACUAUUUUCAAUGUCCAGGGACUAAAUUGAAAUGACAAUGUUGAAUGACUGUAUAUAUUGCGGGUGAUAAGGACUGACCGUAUCCUCAUAUACCUUAUGAACUGAAACGACUGAAAAGUAGAGUUCUGGAAAUCUCUUAAAUAUUGAAGAGUCUUUAGAAGGGAUCAGACCUUUACUCUUAUUUGUCCAGAGGUUACAUCGGUCGUUUGUAUGAUAAGAUUAUAGACAGACAUAAACCCGCCAUUCAUGAAAGGGUAGGUAGCCAACUGUAAAGGCAAUAACUCUCCCAUGUUAUUUAUUUACAAUAGUUCUCAAUUAUAAGUCUGUCUAGUGAUUAAUCAAUCUUCUUGUGCUGUUGUUUUUAUUUAUUUAUUUAUUUAUAUUCAUUUAAAUUCUUUUUAUUUUGAUCUUAAAGGGUGAUAGUGCUUGCCUUCUCUGUACUUAAAGCACGUCUCUUACAGAUUUAUCUCAGCAUAUUCCUAAUCAAACUUAGAGAUUACUGAAGGGCACACUCGUUGUCAAUGAGCUCUGUACCAACGUAUAUCCCGAUUGUAAACAAUACUACUUGAAGUAACAAUGCCUGUCUUCAUUGCAAAGAGUGAUACUACUGUAUGAAUGUUGCAAAAUAGUUAGCAAACUACAUACUUGUCAAUAUAUUGUCUUAGGCGUUCAUGGAUGGUGGGUUCCACUGACGAACUGCCCAAGUUAAAUGCAUAACGCUAGAAACUUUGUGAACAACAUAUGCAAAAUAUAGAAUAUAUUAAACGUCAUUGUCAAAUACUUUGUAAGCUUCAGAAGCAAAAUUGUGACUGGCAAAAUCAUACGUAUAUAUGGGCAAUGAGGCUGAGUGCAAAAUGUUGCAGGUGCCUGAUUAUGUAUUAUGAAAUUCAAAGUCUGUAUAUUUGUAUAUAACGAUCUUUUCCGUAAAACUGUCUCUUGUUACUAUUGUAUCUAUGUCGCUUUUUUGUUAUAACUGUUGUCACUAUUAAGAAAUAGUUUGUUGAUUCCUGUGAUAAGUAAAAAAAAACUCUUUAUUAAAAGAUACUUAUGGA